This is a messenger RNA of Felis catus (domestic cat), 1010 nucleotides long. RefSeq lists its product as uncharacterized. The record is from RefSeq and is a predicted model, not a curated record. The transcript is spliced from 3 exons. Bases 110 to 841 code for a protein of 243 amino acids. NCBI's taxonomy places the organism in Eukaryota, Metazoa, Chordata, Mammalia, Carnivora, Felidae.
CAUCUGUAUAAAUAGCCCAGUGUGCAAAAGCUGCCGUGAACGACUGACUUCCUUUUUCACCAGAGACCUUGGGCAGGGCGGCGGUUUUGCCCAUAAUAAAGUCAUCAGUAUGUUUGUGGCUGUAACCGGGCCAGUCAUUUCUCGGCUUCACACCCACGCACCUUGGUGCGGCGGAUCUGCAGUAUCCCUGGUCGCUCGCUGCGUGGACUGGCUCAGAGAUGCAGGGGGGAGUGGAGAUCAAGGCAAGGAGCAGGGGCCCGCGCGCCCCGGGCCCGGCACCUGCCUGCCUGGGGUCAGCGCCACGCGCCUGAGCUGCCGCCGCCGCGACACAGGCUGCCCAGGUUUUUUUCCAAGGGCAUCUGGAAGAGACUCUGGGAGGGUCCCGACGAACCACGUGGUGAUCCCUGGAGGCCGAGCUGAGGCGCGUGGGCGGAAACGACCCCUGGUCUCUGCUUUCUGCUUGAAACGCUCGCUCGCUCUGCACAUACCACAAGUUUUUUCAGAGCGACGUGAUACGUAUUUAAGGAGUCAGCCAAACCUCAAAUUACACUGUCUGAGAACCGAGUCACUGCAAAGAAAGCAGUUCGGUUAUUGGCAUGAAACGACAGGACGCUGGCGCGUGGAGAAACCACUAGUAAAAGUGGAAGGAAACGGCUUCGGAAGAUACGGUUACCUGUGUAAAGGAAGCUCAAGUUCCUACCAUCCAUUUCUGAUCAAGCCUGAAAGUGUGGUGCUGCUAGAAGGAGCGGCUGCGGUGUGGACGGAGGACACUAGUGUUCAAGAAGCUGGAAAGCCAGCCACCUGCAUUCUUCCAGCCAACAUUCAUUCCAGUUUCCUGUGACUUUUCCAGAAUCCUGACUCCUCCAGUGAGAAGCCCCCUGGAGCAGCGCUUCCCAAAGUAUAAUCAGCAGUGUGACAAAGGCUGCUCUUGAUCUGUCAAAACUUCGGUUUUCUUACCCAUAAAUCAUGGACUAUGGGAACCAAUAAAGCUAUGUGAGGAUUAAAUGAAA